UCGCAUAUAAAUCGUAAAUUGCUAUUAGAACAAUAUACCUAAGACGAAAACUCACAGUUACUCCCCUUUUAUCAAAAUAUUUGACAACAUGAGGACUGACAAGAAAUGGUCAGAUGCUGUACUCAAAUUGGUUUCCGAGUUAAACAAUUUUGAUUAUGCAGAUCCAAGUGGAAAUAGAGCUCACACUGGUUGUGUACCUUUCUAUAUUGAUGGUAACAGAGUUGGUGUUAUACCAGCACAGGUUAUGAAAGAACUACCAAAUUAUCCAGACGUGUUCAAGAUUUGUACUGAACAGUCUGGUCAAUGUGUGUAUUUAAGUGAGCAGUUAUCAACUGAAGUAAAGAAGUCAGAUGUGUUUGAGAGAGUUCUAAUGGAUCUAAGAAAACAAGAAAAAUUUGUUACACUAAAAGGAUGGAGAAAUGAGAAAUACAGUAUAUUCUAUAAACUGGGGGAACCUCCAAUUUGUCAUGUGGAGAGAGCUGGUUGCCCAUUAUUUGGCUUUAUUCAAUAUGGUGUACAUGUCAAUGGUUACACUUAUAAAGAUGGAGAAUUGAAGAUGUGGGUUGGAAGAAGAUCCAAAACAAAACAAACUUUUCCAAAUAUGCUUGAUAACAUGUGUGCAGGAGGGCUCACCUCAGGUCUUGGAAUUACAGAAUGUACAAUCAAAGAAUGUCAAGAAGAAGGUUCAGUUGAUGAUGAAACACUGAAAAAACUUAAACCUAUUGGCUCUAUAAGCUAUUGUUACAUAGAUGAUAGGGGCAUUGAACCAGAGACUCAGUAUCUGUACGACCUUGAACUUUCACCAGACUUUGUACCUAGAAAUGCUGAUGGAGAAAUGCAAAGUUUCCACUUAUAUUCAUUAGAAGAGUUACAGGAUUUGAUAAUAGCUGAAGAGUUCAAGCCGAACUGUGCUCUUACCAUUAUUGACUUCCUCAUCAGACAUGGGUAUAUUACACCUGAUAAUGAGCCAAACUACUGUUAUAUUAUUCAGAGAAUGCACAUUUCAUUACAACCAAGUCCAUAGAGAGAAGAACAACAUGGAUAGAUACAAAAACAUGUUAGAAUAAAUACUAGUCCCUUUUUCCUUGUAUUAAACUUAAAUAAAACUGUGAUACUGUU
This is a messenger RNA of Ruditapes philippinarum (Manila clam), 1119 nucleotides long. RefSeq lists its product as uncharacterized. The coding region runs from base 89 to 1024 and encodes 311 amino acids. Lineage: Eukaryota; Metazoa; Mollusca; Bivalvia; Venerida; Veneridae. The record is from RefSeq and is a predicted model, not a curated record. The transcript is spliced from 9 exons. Gene Ontology annotation, molecular function: 8-oxo-dGDP phosphatase activity.